AGACCCCGCCCCCUAGAAGGCAGAGCCGCUAGAGUGAAUUUUGGCGCCAGUCCUCCCCUAGUAUCGCUGCUGUGGCUAGCAGGUUACCGGCACGCUGAGUUCCUGCAGGGUGAAUAUGAUCGGACAGAAAACCAUCAGCUCGUUUUUUACACCGGUCUCCAGAAAGAGACCGAGCCCGGCCUCUCUCCACACAUGUGCCGGAGCGGAGGAGUACAGCGGAGAGACUACUCCUGUGAAAAAGAGCAGGCCUCCAGAGGCGGGGGGUGACAGCCGCAGCCUGGUAUCUCCUCCACUGAGCCCCGAACAACUUGAUCGUAUACAGAGGAACAAAGCAGCAGCGCUACAGAAACUUGCAGCCCGUUAUGCCCCAGAUGGGGUCGGGGAGAGCUGGAGGCAGGAGCUGCUGGCAGAGUUCACCAAGCCCUACUUCCUGAAGCUGGCUAGUUUUGUCUCAGAAGAACGAAAACGAUACACUGUGUACCCUCCUCCAGAUCAGGUGUUUGCUUGGACACAGAUGUGCAACAUUAGAGAUGUUAAGGUUGUCAUUUUGGGACAAGAUCCUUACCAUGGACCCAAUCAAGCCCAUGGACUGUGCUUCAGUGUUAAGCAACCUGUACCACCUCCACCCAGUCUUGAAAACAUGUACAAGGAGCUGCAAACUGAUAUUGAGGAUUUUGUACACCCAGGACAUGGAGACCUAACUGGUUGGGCCAAACAAGGGGUUCUCCUAUUAAAUGCGGUGCUAACUGUCCGUGCACAUAAUGCCAAUUCGCACAAGGACCGAGGCUGGGAGCAGUUUACGGACUCUGUGGUGUUCUGGCUAAACAAGAACCUGGAUGGCUUGGUCUUCAUGCUGUGGGGAGCCUAUGCUCAGAAGAAGGGCAUCGGUAUUGACAGAAAACGUCAUCGUGUUCUGCAAACUGUCCAUCCUUCCCCUCUCUCUGCACACAGAGGAUUUUUUGGUUGUCAUCAUUUCUCUAAAACAAACUCCUUUCUACAAGACUUGGGGAAAGAACCUAUUGACUGGAAAGCCUUGUGAUCAGUGGGAGCAAUAAUACUCCGGUUUUACAAGAUGGAUCACACAAGAAAGUGUUCUAAACUUCGUUAGAGUAUACAGUUAUUUGGUAAUCUGCGGCAGUGACGGUUCUGGUAUAUGGUCUGAAUGCAUUACCACUAACCCUUCGUUGUGUGUUCCGAUGAGUUUUCAGACUAAACUUGAGUGUUUCACUUUAGCAGCAGUUAAUGAGAAUUAGUUAACUUUACAAAAUAGGUUCUGCCUUCAGUUGGAAAGCAUAAUAGGGACCGAUCAAUGAGCAAGAGAGUACAUAUUACGGAGAUGCAUGUUUCUGGACAAGUGUUUCAUUGUUCGGCAUGGGAAUUACCUUCCAGUUGCUUAAAGCACUUUCCAGUAUAGAUCAGUCGUGCACAUACAAUCAAAAUAUUUUUCUUAAAUGAUCGGUUCUCUAGAAGUGUAGCCUGUAUUCUUAGGCAUAACUUUAAUUUGUAGUUCUUCAUAAUGCACAUAUGUAUAAUAUACAUAAAGUUUGUACAUAUUGUAAACAUGGGAAGUGAAGGUGUAGUGUGUGUAUAAGCUUAUAAUGUAUUCUCCAGUUUUUGGAAUAAAUUUGUAUUUUAUUUAUGGAAAA
Messenger RNA from Pseudophryne corroboree (corroboree frog), 1646 nucleotides. RefSeq names its product uracil DNA glycosylase (gene UNG). The transcript has 7 exons. Gene Ontology annotation, biological process: base-excision repair; base-excision repair, AP site formation via deaminated base removal. Gene Ontology annotation, cellular component: mitochondrion; nucleus. The coding region runs from base 116 to 1039 and encodes 307 amino acids. Lineage: Eukaryota; Metazoa; Chordata; Amphibia; Anura; Myobatrachidae. The record is from RefSeq and is a predicted model, not a curated record. Gene Ontology annotation, molecular function: uracil DNA N-glycosylase activity.